UUUCUUAAAACAGUUGUCGUGCAUUUUGUAAUCGCCUUAUUAGUUUGUGCUUAUUCGUUGAACGUACUUGACCUUCGAAAAAUUUGUGACAGCACCUCGUCAAAUUAAUUGAAUAUAGAACGGGUGAUGCAUUGGAAAAUAGACACCGUCGUCGCUAUGUUAUGACUUUUAUUACGAGUAUAAUAACUGUUCACAAGAAGACGACACCAGAAAGCGUCGUUUGCUGAAAGGAAUUCAUGUCCAGUGUACUAUGGUUUCAUUAGUGAAAGAAAUUUAUUAGAAAACGUUCGUCUGUUCACGGAUUCCAAAUACAGAAAACAUUAACGGGGCAGUCGAAGCUUACAGGGUUGCCUGCAGUAUGCUCACAGAUUGCAAUAGAGGAAUAUUAUGGCUGCAGGUGAGGCCAGCACAACAAAGCCUCGUCAAGAAAAGCAAUACGACUAUCUCCUUAAAUUCUUACUGGUGGGUGACAGCGACGUUGGAAAGCAAGAGAUCUUGAGUGGACUCGAAGAUGGUGCUGCCGAAUCACCGUUUUGCAGCGGCAGUGCGUAUAAAACCACCACCAUUUUACUAGAUGGGAAGAGAGUAAAGUUACAAUUGUGGGACACAUCGGGUCAAGGUAGAUUUUGUACAAUAAUCAGAUCUUAUUCUCGCGGUGCACAAGGUAUAAUUUUAGUCUACGACAUUACCAAUAAAUGGUCUUUCGACGGUAUUGACAGAUGGCUGAAGGAAGUUGAGGAGCAUGCUCCUGGGGUACCAAAAGUACUCGUUGGAAAUCGUCUUCAUUUAGCAUUUAAGAGACGUGUAGGGGAGCAUUAUGCAAAGGCAUAUGCAGCUAAAAAUCAUAUGGCAUUUUUUGAAGUUUCACCCCUUUGUAACUUUAACAUUCGUGAAAGUUUUUCGGAACUUUCGCGUAUGGCGCUACAUCGUAAUGGCAUGGAAAGAUUAUGGCGAUCCAACAAAGUUCUCAGUCUUCAAGAACUUGCUUGUCGCGCGAUAGUAGCAAGAACGACAGUGUAUGGUAUUGAUCAGCUUCCGUUGCCUAAGUCUAUAAAAUCUCAUCUAAAAUCUUAUGCGAUGACAACAACGUCUCAAUUACGUUACAACGGAAACAGAUCUUUGAGCUCCAGUAAAAGCCUCGGAUCCCACCAUCGAAAAUUACGUUUCGUUGGGGUCGGUUACAACGGACUUUCGACGCCAGGUAGCUCGCCCAUACCCGAUUCUCGUACCAGUUGCGUCGGUCGUAAUUCUUGCGCGAUAUCUUGAGGGUAAUUGUCCAGUUGCAGUUAACUUAAAUGAACAUGCAACACGUAUCAACGUUCUUCCUCCCAGUUUUGAUGUAUAACGUUUUGAUAAAAUGUGUGCCAUCCGAAGUGGUAAAGAAUUUUGUAAUAUUUCUUCUUAAAUAAUAUAACUAUAGUAUGAAUCGCGCUCACCACGUAAAUGGAAAUGUGAUUUGUCAUACAAUCAACAAGUUUCGAUAUGACCACAACACAAUUUUUAUGCUUGAUGUGUAACAACAAUUCUAUGUUAUAUACAAUAAUAGUUUCCACAUUAUAUUCUUCCGAAUUUCGAAAACAAACAUGCACUACAUUAAAUAAUAAUAAUGAGCUUAAACCGAAUUAAUUCUACGUGGAUUGCUAUGAGUGUGCUCUAUUUAUUUUACAACUAUGUAGCAUCUAGAAUUUUUCUAUAAGCAAAAAAGAUUGUCAGUUCAUACAAUAUCCGUAAUGACCAUUUUUAAAAUAUCAUGAACAUUUCAAAUUCGGAUCAGUCGAGAUGCUUUACUGAAUAAGUAACAGUACGUUUUAGAUUUAUACUGUUUAGCAUUAUUUUAUUAUAUAUUCGUGAGCCGAUGGUUUUUCAACUAAUUAAGAAGCAUCAAAGUAUUUUAUACAUUUUGAUGCACAAGUGUUUUAAAACGGAGAAAGUAAGAAAUGUUGAAGUGAAAAGUACAAGUUUGCUAAGUCUACAAGGGUUGUGGUGUAGACCAGGAAUAAUAUAAGUUGAAUAGUUUAGAGCAGCUAAUUGGACAUUAGCAUGUAAGAAUAAAGUUCCCAACAUUAAUAUCUAUAA
Molecule: messenger RNA, 2076 nt
Organism: Megalopta genalis
Lineage: Eukaryota; Metazoa; Arthropoda; Insecta; Hymenoptera; Halictidae
Gene: Rab40
Product: RAS oncogene family member Rab40
Biological process (GO): intracellular signal transduction
Molecular function (GO): GTP binding; GTPase activity
Source: RefSeq, a predicted model, not a curated record